Molecule: messenger RNA, 2874 nt
Organism: Microcebus murinus (gray mouse lemur)
Lineage: Eukaryota; Metazoa; Chordata; Mammalia; Primates; Cheirogaleidae
Gene: WBP4
Product: WW domain binding protein 4
Biological process (GO): mRNA splicing, via spliceosome
Cellular component (GO): precatalytic spliceosome; nucleus
Molecular function (GO): zinc ion binding; protein binding; RNA binding
Source: RefSeq, a predicted model, not a curated record
CGCGGGGGAGAGGUGGGGCGGGACCGCUCCGCCGCCUCUGGAAAGUUGUGAGGCGAACCCCAGAGACUCGCAGCCCAGGAACCCGCUGUUUCACCUUUCUCUUUAAACUCCGCCAACGGCCCCCAACCCACAGGUCCAGGUUGCUCCGCUGUUCAAAGUGCGUGCGGACUAGUUGGCAAAGUUGAGCGGCGACGUCUCUGGGAACAGCUGUUUGCGUUCGGGGCGGAGGCGGCGCACGAGCUCCUUGGCCACAAGCCAGCGAGCCUAGAAGGAGAGUGGAGGUUCUGGAGCCCAGGGGAGGAGAGAGCGCGGGAUGGCGCGGGGACUUGAGGUUUGAAGUCCGUACUUCAGCUCAAGUCCCGUCGCGCUUUCGCCCCUUCCCAGUGACCUCAACCCCUUUAUACCGACCCCACCUCUCAGGAGCCGGGAGUACCGCCCCUGUAGGGGGAGGGGACGAGGAGGCGAUUUCGAACGCGGAUUGGGUCGUCCGGGCACCCGUAGUGGGGAACCGUGGAACGCCGGUCCGGGGCAGGAGGGAGGCGUCCAGCCUUGGAAGGAGUUCGAGUGGUUCUCGCGGCGGGCCGGGCCUGGCUCGCCUCGCUUGGAGAGCGCGAGUCUGAGUUGGACCCCGGACUACGCGCGGAGCGGCCGGCGCAGUCAUGGCGGACUACUGGAAGUCACAACCAAAGAAAUUCUGUGAUUACUGCAAGUGCUGGAUAGCAGACAAUAGGCCUAGUGUCGAAUUUCAUGAAAGAGGAAAGAAUCAUAAGGAAAAUGUGGCAAAAAGGAUCAGUGAGAUUAAACAGAAAAGCCUGGAUAAGGCAAAGGAAGAAGAAAAGGCAUCAAAGGAGUUUGCUGCAAUGGAGGCAGCUGCCCUGAAAGCAUACCAAGAGGAUUUGAAAAGGCUUGGCUUAGAGUCAGAAAUUUCAGAACCAAGCAUAUCACCAGUAACCAGCACUGUUCCACCUUCCUCUACAUCAAAUCAACAGAAAGAACAGAAAGGAAAGAAGAAAAAAAAAAAAGAUCCUCCAAAAGGAAGAUGGGUAGAAGGCAUAACCUCUGAGGGUUACCAUUACUAUUAUGAUCUUAUUUCAGGAGCAUCUCAGUGGGAGAAACCUGAAGGAUUUGAAGGAAACUUAAAAAAGACAGCAGUGAAGACCAUUUGGGUAGAAGGUUUAAGCGAAGAUGGUUAUACCUAUUAUUAUAAUACAGAAACAGGAGAAUCCAGAUGGGAGAAACCUGAUGAUUUCAUUCCACACACUGGUGAUCUGCCUACUGGUAAAGUCAAUGAAAAGUCACUUGGCAGCCUGGAAGAAUCCAAAUCAUCAGAUUCACAUAGUGAUUCUGAUUCCAAUCGGGAACAGGAAGCAGAAGGAGAAGAGGUCUCUACAGAAACAAAAAAAACAAAAAUAAAGUUUAAGGAAAAAAAAAAUAGUGAUGAAGGAACUGACCCAGAAACACAGAAAGAAAAAAGUAUUCAAAAACAGAAUUCGUUGGGUUCAAAUGAAGAAAAACCCAAAACCCUUAAAAAAUCAAACCCAUAUGGAGAAUGGCAAGAAAUUAAACAAGAGGUUGAGUCUCAUGAGGAGGUAGAUUUGGAACUUCCAAGUGCUGAAAAUGAGUCUGUAUCAACUUCAGACGCUGAUGGUGGGGAACCCAAAGUGGUAUUUAAAGAAAAAACAGUCACUUCUCUUGGAGUUAUGGCAGAGGGAGUGGCCCCAGUCUUCAAAAAGAGAAGAAUUGAAAAUGGAAAAUCUAGAAAUUUAAGGCAACGAGGUGAUGAUCAAUAAUUGUAAGAGAGCUUUUUGCAUAUGCUUUUUAUACAGAAUGGAGACUUAAUUCAUAUUAAAACUUGUCUGUGUUUCUAAGUACUUUGAUGCUAAAAAUUUAGAUUUAUUCUAAAUGUAUUUUAUGUGAAUUAAAAUAAAUCUUUUUUUCAUGUGAAAUUUAUUUUUGUUCCUAAAAUGGAAGCUUAUUACCACAUUGCAUUGUAAUACAGUGUAUUAUGUUCAGUGUCUAAAAAUUAUUAAUUAUGUCAUAAUUUAAGAUGCUAUGUAUCUGUUAUUUAAAACAUGGGAAAACAAGGCCUUUAUUCCAUUCUUAUUCAUAUGAACAUACUUACCUUGCAUUGAAAAUGCAUUACUUUUGCACACUGAUGUUAACUGUUAUCAAAAAAAUAAGAUUCAGAGCACGUAAGAGAAGACUCACAGCCCAGUAAUGAUUCAGUUCUGAGGAUCCUGUCAGAAGGCUGAUGUAGAAAGUAUAUGCAUAUUGGCUUACCUUACUCAAUUUCAAUUUAAGGUCAGAGGCCAAAAACCAAGAGCAGCUCAGGUACUUCAAAUGUAGUGCUUAACAUGGAGUGAAAACUGGACCAAAGGUAGCGAUGUGUAUUUGCCCUAGUUCACUUCAAAGCAACAAACAUUGCUUAAGCAUUUUACUUUGAGCCAGGCAUUAUGCUAGGAACCCAGGGAUAUAAAGAGGAAUCAAAUAUAUCUCUGUUCUUCAGGAGUUCGCAUUCUAACAUAGUCCUUUUUCUCCCAGUCAUGCACUCUUUUUAACAGCCUAUAUGUACUGGAAAAUAUUUUUUAAGGCUUAUUUAAAGCUGUGUAGAUGAAGGCUUGAACUAAAAUAGUUUUCUGGCUUCAGUAAAAGUUUUUGGUGUCACUUAGACAAAUUAGAAAUUUCCCAUUUUCUGGUUAAAUUUCUUAAAAAGUAGAAUUUGCUUAUUUAAUCCGUUUGAAGUAGGUACUUCCCUUUAAAGUAUAUUUUUCAUAAAUUGUACAGUAUUUAACUUUUGGUAGUAAAUAUUUGUCUUUUUAAGAUUACUAGUGUACAUGUAAGAAAAAGAUAGCUUAUUAAAAACUUUAUGAAAGA